GACACUUUCAUUCAUAUAUAUAAUUUCAAAAGAUGAAGAGUUACUAUACAUACACCAUUUAUGUUGUUUAUCUCUUAUUUUGUCUCUUGAUCACAUCGGCCUCUGCACAAUCCCUCAUACGACAAUCCACUGAUGACCGAAACACACCUCUACAACCAGAGGAGAAUGGAGCAAAAGCAGUCUCAAUCCUGGGAGAAGCGCAUUACUUGGAUAAAGAUGACCUAGAGAUUUCCUCAAGUGAUUACAAAGUCUCACCUUCAAACCAAGUGACGGGUAUGAGAAGUCGUCCUCCAAUGUCUUACUCUCUCAAAAUGGAGUCUUUCAACACGCUCCUUCAGUCAAACAACACAGAGAGAUACGAAUCUCGUCCUUUUCCGGUUGGUGGAUACAACUGGUCACUUAUUGUGUAUCCCAACGGGAACAGGGAGGAUAGUGGCUCAGGGUUCAUUUCGCUUUACGUAGCCAUAGACAACUCGACUCUCGUUUCUUCACAUCAAGAGGUUUUCGCAGAUCUCAGGUUUUACGUAUUCAAAAGGACCGAGAGGAAGUUCUUCACCGUCCAAGAUACAAAUGUAUGGCGAUACAAUAUUUUCAAAACGAUGUGGGGAUUCCCUCGGGUCCUCCCUCUUGAUACCUUCAGAAACCCGAGCAACGGAUACCUCUUCAAUGGAGAUCACUGCGAGUUUGGUGUAGAUGUGACUAUUCAUACACCCUUUCAAAGAUCAGAACUUUUCACUGUCGCUAGGAAUUUCCCUAACCCGAGGUUCACCUGGAAUAUUCAGAGGUUCUCCACGCUGCUGGGAGAGACUUACUUCUCUGAUGUGUUUUCCAUCGGAGGAAGAAAUUGGAAUAUACAAGUGCAUCCAAGUGGCGCUGUAACGGGAGAGGGAAGAGCCUUGUCGAUGUAUCUUCUCCUUAAUGCGAACGAGAGAUUCAGACCCUAUGAGAAGAUUUAUGUUCGAGCCCAGCUUAGGGUUCUUAACCAACGUGCCUCGUCCCAGUGGAGAACCAUCGAAAGGCCAAUCGAUCAUUGGUUCACUGGUCCGGGAUUAGGUUGGGGAUACGAUGAGUUUGUCCCUCUAGCUGAUCUCAGGGAUCCAGAGAGAGGUUAUCUAGUGAAUGAUAAGUUGAUGGUUCAAGUCGAAAUGGAAGCAAUUUCUUCAACCAGGUACUUCCCUAGUUAGAAUUCUCUAACCAAGGAACUUGUAGCUCUAUGUAAUUUGCUAUCUUACCAAAACCACUUAAUAAUAAGAAAUGUAUGUGUGUGCGUAUCAAAUAAAUGUGUUCUGUAUAUAUCAACCA
Messenger RNA from Brassica rapa (field mustard), 1302 nucleotides. Its product is annotated as probable inactive serine/threonine-protein kinase fnkC. Lineage: Eukaryota; Viridiplantae; Streptophyta; Magnoliopsida; Brassicales; Brassicaceae. Gene Ontology annotation, molecular function: protein binding. The record is from RefSeq and is a predicted model, not a curated record.